Molecule: messenger RNA, 429 nt
Organism: Pelobates cultripes (western spadefoot toad)
Lineage: Eukaryota; Metazoa; Chordata; Amphibia; Anura; Pelobatidae
Source: the annotation of a GenBank genome assembly
AUGGGGCGUAAGACAAAGAAAUAUCGGGCAGAUAAGCCCCCGACAACCGCUGAUAUUGGCUCUUAUGGAGACCCCAGGGCACCACGAGGUCUGUCAUGGCGCCUCUCUCGGAUGGGCCAUCCUGCUAUACCAUCAGACCGAAAAUCAUGGCCACCAGUGACGGAAGCUGCCCUGAAGGCCCUUCUAGAUGAGAUACGCCGCAAUAUCGCGGCUGACAUCUCUACAUUUAAAGAAGAUAUCAACAGAGUCUCGGCCCGCCUACACGAAACGGAGGUUGCCACAGCAGGCCACGAGACACGGCUUACUGCACUAGAAUGGGAACUCUCCAUGUUAAGGCACGAACAGGCGCAGACACAAUACUGCAUGGCAGCAAUGGAGGACCGGAGGCUGUGUAAGAAUGUAAAGGUGCGCGGCCUUUCCAACAGCUAA